Dovyalis caffra is the source of this 957-nucleotide messenger RNA. Lineage: Eukaryota; Viridiplantae; Streptophyta; Magnoliopsida; Malpighiales; Salicaceae. The record is from the annotation of a GenBank genome assembly.
AUGUCCUUUUGUGAAGGUGGUUGGGCUGCCUCUCUCAGCCACCAUUUCUCUCGCACGGCUGAUGUAGUGCUAAGAGGGUAUAGUGGGUACAAUACUAGGUGGGCUCUUAAAGGGGCGGAGAGGAUAUUUCCGCCGGUGGGAAGUGGUGGUGCACAGCCAUCGGCUUUUACGGUGUUUUUUGGUGCUAACGAUGCUUCCCUUUCCGAUAGAUACGCUGCCUUUCAACACGUGCCUCUCCACGAAUACAAGCAGAACCUUCACUCUAUCAUCUCAUUUUUCAAGCAAUGGAAUAUGGUGGACCUGGUGGUCCAUGUACUAUUUGAUGUGUUCAAACUUGUUCGUUUAUAUGGAUCCCUAGAUGUUGUCACCGAACAGAACAUUUUAGGCUUUUAUUUUGGAAGAUUUGUUUUUGGCUUGAAAGUAGCUAGAACACAGUUGCACGCUACAUUGGUGAUAGAGAUGAUGUCGAGCUGCUCUAGAAGUAGACAUCAAUUGACAUAUAAUGACUUGCCCUUUGGACCUCUCCAACCUUUGUGCUCACUAGGAAGUGGGGUUGGAUCCCAAUUUGCCUAUAGAAGCGUUGGCCAGAGACUGUCAUUAUCCUCAUUACUCCUCCUCCAAUUGACGAAGAUGCACGCCUCCGAGAACCCGUCAGGUCUGCCUGAGAGGACAAAUGAAGCUGCUGGUGCUUAUGCUAAGGCAUGCAUUUCUGUUGCCAAAGAAUGUGGAUGCCCAGCGGUAGAUCUAUGGACCAAAAUGCAAGAGUUUCCUGACUGGCAGAAAGCUUAUCUAAGUGAUGGCUUGCACCUCACUCAGACCGGCAACAGGUUUGUGUUCGAGGAAGUGGUCAAGAUACUGAAGGAGCAGGGCAUAAGUCCAGAAAAUUUGCCAGUUGAUCUCCCACUUUUUGCCAACAUUGACCCUAAUGAUCCACUCAAAGCAUUUCAGGAUUACUGA